AGUCUCGAAAGGUCGAACUCGUUUUGAUGCACCGAGGUGUGCAGUGCGAAAGCACAGUUGCAAAUUGUCUGCCAUCAGCAUUUAUGAGUUGAUGUACAUGCGUUUUUCUCGUUAAUCGCGCUAUUGACAACAAAGUGCAACAAAGUGUACGAAUUAUUAGAAUAUUGUGAUUCAAUUAAUCAACGAACCUUUGCGAGAGGACGCCAAAGAGGUCGAAAUUCAUAUACGAAGAUGUGCGGCGGGUUUACGUGCUCGAAAAACGCAUUGACGGCGCUAAACAUCCUUUACAUUGUUGUUGCGUUUAUUCUAAUAGGUGUUGCUGUUUAUGGAAGAGCUUCUGCGUUAGUUACAAAUCUUCCCAUAAUUGGAGGUAUUUUAGCAUGUGGUGUGAUUUUAAUUCUUAUUUCGAUACUUGGUCUCAUCGGAGCUGUUAAACAUCACCAAGUUUUAUUAUUCUUUUACAUGCUCAUUUUGUUCCUGUUAUUCCUGAUUCAGUUCAGUAUCGCUUGCGCUUGUCUUGCUGUUAAUGCCAAGCAACAAGAACAACUAGCAGAAGAGGGUUGGAGACGUGUUGGAAAUGACUUGAAAGCAAAAGUCCAGGUCACUUUUACUUGCUGUGGAUUUAAUAAUACCGUAAAUACAAUAUUAGAAAAUCAAAGUCCGCUGUCUUGCACAGAUGUAAAUAAAAUUUGUUGUCCUUAUCCUGUAAACGAUGAUUGUGCAUGUAAAUCGUGUAUGGAAAAAUUAGAAUCUACAAUUGACUAUGCAUUUAAAUUGUGUGGCAGUAUCGGAUUGUUCUUUAGCUUCACAGAGUUCAUUGGUGUUUGGUUGACUGUGCGGUACAGGAACCAGAAAGAUCCACGAGCUAAUCCCAGUGCUUUUCUCUAGUCUAACACCAUCGUUAUGUCCUCUGUCACCUCAUACGAUCCUCCUAAUAGAUGGUGAUUGCAGCUUUCUUAGCAAGACGUUUCAGGAAUCAAUUAAAUCCACAUCAAAAAGUUGUCUUUUCUCGACGUGAUUAUUUUCAUUAAAUGCUUCAUCAUAGUUUAAAUAUACAAACUUUUAUUUAUGGUUUCUUAACAGAAACGUUAGACGGUAGAAUAAUUAAGUAUAUAGGAAAAUAUUCUAAUUUUAAUUAUCCUGAUAUCAUAUUUUUGAUCGAUUGAUCAUUUAGAAAUCAAAAAUCCAAUUUUCAUUUCUCAGUACAACAUAACUUUGCAUAAUUCCCAAGAAACUGUUUGUUUUUCACUGCAGUUUAUAAUGCUCAACAGGAAAAAAUAAUAUGUUUGGAAAGUGGACAGUUGUAGAUCUUCACACGGUUUAAAUGAACGACAGUUGAAAUGUGUGCUCUAGUCAUCCAUUUAGAACAAUUGUAUUAAGCCUCAAUGCGCCUUGUAGUAAUAUUUAGAUACAUUUAUGCGAGCGCGUUUCUACAAAACUUGGUUUAUUUAGAAAAAAAAAAACAUUUUAUGAACAUGCUCUACUAACAAUUUUUCGCCAUGAAACUGUACGUUUUAAAAAAUGUGCACAAGCAAAUUUUUAUAAAGUACAUAAUUUCCUUCUUUUUAAUUAUGUAAUUUGAUCUCAAUUGAAACAUUCUUGAUAUUCUAACCCGUUUUAAAUUUAUUUCAAAAAUGUUUUCAAUAUCCUAGAAACGAGUACCCGUUUACUGAAUUUUAUGGAACAAUAAAACUCAACAAUUUUUAAUGAGAUUUUAAAUUAAAAGAAUAAUUUUAUUAUAAAUUAUAAAAUAGUAGUAUUGUGCUAAUGAAUUAAACAUAUUAAUCCUUUAAUGAUAAUUAAAAUGUGACACGAUGUUUAAGAUAUUUUAAAUAGAAAUCUUUCAUCUUGGUAUAUUAGCAUAUUACUGCCGUAUAUAUGUAUACAGGAUGAUAGUACUACUAGAAAAGAGGCGAUCUUUUAUGCAAAAACAAAUUGAAGUAUAUAAUUGCAAAUCUAUAGCAAAGCUUUGUAUGCGACCUAAUAAUAGCAUUUUGGAAAACUGUCAGAAUUAACCUUAAAAGGUGUCUAUUUUAUCUUUACAAAACUAUUCUAAUCAAAUAUAGCUUAUACUAAAAUCCAUUAUAUAGAUUUACAACUGAAUAAGUGCAUGCAUAUCCGAUAAAUUUUCAAUAUUGUCUUUGUAAUUUUAGUAUAAAGUGUAUUUGAUUAAGAAGAUUUUUAUGGAUGAAUGGAAGAUCUUCCACUUAUAAUAUAAAUUCUAUUUGUUGUACAUGAUGUCACAGUGUUGCAUACAAAAUUUUGCUGGAGACUUACAAUUAAGCCAGGUAUAUGUAUGCAUGCAUAUCCAAUAGAUGUUUAAAGCUGUUUCUUCUCUAUAAUGGAAAUUCAUACCAAAAAAUUUGAUUCUAUAUUUUCAAUUUGCUUUUGCACGAAGAAUCACUUUAUCCUCAAUUGUACAUCCUGUAUAAUAAUAAUAUUAUAAUUAUCAUAUUAUAAACUUUAAAGUUGAGAAUUAAUUCUCUCUAAUUUUUAUAUUUCUUUUUCUUAUCAUUAAAGAUAUUAGGCUGCACACCCAUUAAGGGCAUCAUAUGAUGUCUUUAAGGAAGUAUGGGAAAAGAAUGUUUUGAAAUAUUGUGUUAUAUAAUUUCGUAUAAUAAGUCAUAAUAGUGUAACCAGUAUAGUAGUUAAUGUUUCGAAAAAUUCAUAAUGUAUUAUGUACAUUCAUUAAUAUAUAUUGAUUAUCGAAAUAAUUUACUUCGGUGUUAUCAUCGAUUUAAAUUCUAUGUCAAAGAACUAUAAAUAUACAUCACGCUUGGAACAUGUACACAUACAUAUGUAUUAUAAAAUAAGCGUCACGGGAUGAGCACUUACGGAUGCUGACUUUACACGUUAGUGUCAUAUUUGUUUUAUUAGACAUACAGAUUAUUUUGACUCUACUGGAGAUAUUAAGGUAUGAAUUUUAUUUACAUUAAAGUUAUUGUUCAAACACGAAUUUUUCGUUACAUUUUAACAGUUAGGGGAAUUGAUCAAAUGAUGAAACAGAGUCGGAAUAUUAUAAAGACAGUUUAUUAUAAAGUUAUACUAAGGAUACAAAACGUAAAAAGCAUGCGGUAAAAAGAAACGUUGAGAGAGGCCCAACAAGAACAUAGGGGAGAGCUGCCACUAGUAGAGACCAGUGGCUUUGAUCCAUCGAUUAAACGCAAAAAGAAGUUGUCGAAAAUUUCAUUUUUGUCGAUUUGACACUCCAUUUUAAUGAUCCGCAACUUAACAAAAAUUAAUUCGAACAAAAAAGUGAAAUACAAUAUCUUGCAGAGCAAAUAAUUUUCUUUAAAAUGACAUAUAUCAUUACACAAAAAUAUUUUAUUUUUAACUCGAAAUUUUAAAUCGGAAAAAAACGCCAUGACUUAUGGGCCAACCCAAUAUGUCUAACAUCUCCUCUCAAUUAGAGCUCGGAAUGACUCCAAGGCUUUUAAUGCAUUCGACGUUCUUCGUUUCUGAUGUAGCCUUAGUGAGGAUAUCGACGAUCAUCCUUUCUGUGGAUAGAUAUUCGAGAUUUAGUGAAUAUUUUUGCAAGACGUGUCGUAUAAAAUGGUGCUUGAUGUCGAUAUGCUUCGACCUGGCAUGAUGAAUGGGGUUUUCUCCCUCAUCUUCUUGAACCCUAAUUCUUUGAUGAAAUUGCCAUUUUGGCACACACUUUUUUCAUGUUAAAAUUGUUAUGUAAAAUUUGCCGUACGCCUUCUUCGUCAAUUUCUACAGUUUCAGCAAUCGCACGAAUACUUAACCGAUAGUUUAUUAUAAAGUUACACGAAACGUACAAAGCACACGGUGAAAAGAAACGUUGAGAGAGGCCUAACAAGAAUGUAGGGGAGAGCCACCAGUAGUGACCAGUGGUGUCCCACUACGUCUCGAAUAUCUACCCACAAAAAGGAUGGUCGUCAAUAUCCUCAGUAAGGCUGUAUCGGAAACGAUAAACAAUGUUCUUCAAGCAGGCAAAUUGUGUAUCUAACAUUAACAACAAAACAACAGUAGCAUUUGAUGUUCACACAAGUAUUAAACGUAACAAAUUGUAUUAGAAAAUUUAUAUUUUAAUUAAUUGUAUAUCUACUUUGAAGAAUUUGUAAAUUAUAAAGAAUAUAUUAAUCCUUUAUUACACAA
Hylaeus anthracinus is the source of this 4119-nucleotide messenger RNA. RefSeq names its product tetraspanin-31-A (gene Tsp97E). The record is from RefSeq and is a predicted model, not a curated record. NCBI's taxonomy places the organism in Eukaryota, Metazoa, Arthropoda, Insecta, Hymenoptera, Colletidae. Gene Ontology annotation, cellular component: membrane. The coding region runs from base 232 to 888 and encodes 218 amino acids. The transcript has 7 exons.